AUGGAGACGAAUGGUGAUGGUGGCGUCGGUGGUGGAACUGCAUCACCAACCUACCUACGUUUUGCUGAAUACCUUCCAGAGACGAAACUCACCGAAUUGCGAGAUAUUGCCAAGGCUAUUGUUGCGCCUGGUAAAGGUAUUCUUGCAGCUGAUGAAAGUGUGUCCACCAUUGGAAAGAGGUUUGACUCUGAACACAUAGCAAAUACAGAGCAGAAUCGUCGCAAAUACCGAGAAAUAUUAUUCUCUGCGGAUGUGAUUAUCUCGAAGUACAUCUCUGGAGUGAUUUUGUUCCACGAUACAGUCUUCCAAAAGACGGACGAUGGAAAGCCCUUAGUUUCACUCCUAGAGGCAAGUUAUGAUAACAAAAAAGAACGUUCCAUAAUCCCCGGAAUCAAAGUAGACAAGGGGCUCAAGCCGUUGGCCGGGACUAGAGGCGAGAACACUACACAGGGUCUAGACGACUUGGCUGAAAGGUGUGCGGAUUACAAAAAAAGGGGAUGCCAUUUCGCCAAGUGGAGAUGUGCUUUGAAAAUAACUGAACACACACCCAGCUACCUUGCUAUGCUUGAGAAUGCUAAUGUUCUAGCCAGAUAUGCUAAUGGAAUAGUUCCAAUCGUAGAACCAGAAGUUCUUCCAGACGGAAAGCAUGAUCUCUACGUUGCACAGAGAGUGACGGAAGAGGUACUGGCAUUUCAGUAUAAGGCACUAGCUGAUCAUCACGUCUAUUUGGAGGGAACGCUGCUGAAACCCAAUAUGGUCACUGCAGGACAUGACUGUCCAUGCACCUUCUCUUUGGAACAGAAUGCCGUUGCCACCGUACAGACUCUUCAGCGCCGUGUCCCUGCUGCGGUUCCUGGCAUAACCUUUCUCUCUGGCGGGAUGUCAGAGGUAGACGCAACGAAAAAUCUAAAUGCAAUCAACCAGUGCUCAAUGAAAAAGCCAUGGGCGCUCACGUUUAGUUUCGGUCGAGCGCUCCAGGCUUCGGUCAUUAAAAUUUGGUCGGGCAGGGAAGAGAAUGUUCCAGCUGCUCAGCACGAACUCAUCAAGCUCUGCAAGGCCAACAGCGAAGCUGCGCUGGGGACAUUCACUGGAGAUCUAGAAACAUCAGCUGGAAUUCAGUCUUUAUUUGUUGCAAACCACGUUUAUUAA
Messenger RNA from Echinococcus granulosus, 1149 nucleotides. RefSeq names its product Fructose-bisphosphate aldolase. The transcript is spliced from 6 exons. Gene Ontology annotation, biological process: glycolytic process; fructose 1,6-bisphosphate metabolic process. The record is from RefSeq and is a predicted model, not a curated record. Gene Ontology annotation, molecular function: fructose-bisphosphate aldolase activity. Gene Ontology annotation, cellular component: cytosol. NCBI's taxonomy places the organism in Eukaryota, Metazoa, Platyhelminthes, Cestoda, Cyclophyllidea, Taeniidae. Bases 1 to 1149 code for a protein of 382 amino acids.